Centruroides sculpturatus (bark scorpion) is the source of this 1872-nucleotide messenger RNA. RefSeq names its product 3-hydroxyanthranilate 3,4-dioxygenase-like. Bases 457 to 1227 code for a protein of 256 amino acids. The record is from RefSeq and is a predicted model, not a curated record. Gene Ontology annotation, biological process: 'de novo' NAD+ biosynthetic process from L-tryptophan; quinolinate metabolic process. Gene Ontology annotation, cellular component: cytoplasm. The transcript has 9 exons. NCBI's taxonomy places the organism in Eukaryota, Metazoa, Arthropoda, Arachnida, Scorpiones, Buthidae. Gene Ontology annotation, molecular function: 3-hydroxyanthranilate 3,4-dioxygenase activity; iron ion binding.
AAUGUUAUUGAGUAAGAAGGAAAAUAAUUGCCAGUCAUCUGGCGACAGAUAUAAUUCCGUUGGAAAUGUUGUUCUCCUUGAUUUCCAGGAAGAGUAUGCAAUUAGUAACCAACUGAAAUGAUGUAACAGUCACGUGGCUGAUAUACAAGUUUAAGGUGACGAUCUAACGUUACGUUUAUCAAACGGAUUAUUGAAGAAAAUGAAUAAGAUAGUGCACGACGUCAAAAGUUGGUUGGAGGAGAAUCGAAAAUGCUUCCACCCUCCCGUCUGUGUUAAAACUAUGUAAGUCAAUGGUAUUCAAACAUUUUUAACAGUGCGACCCCAAGGUAAUUUUCCGCGACCCAUACAUUGAAUACCACUGCCCUACCGAUAGUAUUCAAACAUUUUAACAGUGCGAUUCCAAGGUAAUUUUCGCGACCCUAUUUGGGGUCGCGACCCAUAGAUUGAAUACCACUGAUGUUUUCUGAAGGACAAUUAAUAGCAUUCUUUGUUGGUGGUCCAAAUGCUCGUGAGGAUUAUCAUCUGGAAGAAGGAGACGAGUUUUUCUAUCAAAUAAAAGGUGAUAUGCAAUUGAAAGUGAUAGAAAAUGGCAAGCCGAAGACUAUACACAUCAGAGAAGGCGAAGUUUUUCUGCUUCCAAAGAGAAUAUUACAUUCUCCCCAAAGAUUUAAAGAUACGGUAGGAUUCGUGAUAGAACGAAAAAGACAGGAUGACGAGAUGGACUGCCUCAGAUACUACACGGAGAAUUAUACAGAAACUUUGUACGAAAAGUGGUUUCACUUGAAUAGUUUCUCAAAACAGAUAACAUCCGUUAUAGAGGAAUUUAUGAAAUCCGAACAACGUCGAACUGGAAAACCAAUUCCUGGCACAAUUACCGACAAUCCGCCAUACAUUGAAGACAAACAAAGGAUCCUCAAUGAUCCCUUUUCGUUAAAAUCGUGGAUAGAAAAGAACAGAGAAGAGAUCGAAACAAGAGGGAAAAAAGAAGUGUUUGAAGGAGAUUAUAAAUUCAAGGUGAUCGUAUAUGGCAAAGGAAGUCAUUCCGGAUGUUAUAAAAAUGCAGACACGGUUACUUGGCAAUUGGAAGGAAAGUCGAAUGUUUCUAUCGACGAAAAUGGUUACGUUCUUGAAAAUAACUGCGUUAUCUUAAUUAAAACCGGACAAAGAUGGAGAAUGCAGAUGGAAGGUUCCUCUUUUGCUUUAUCUAUAACAACUUUUUCAGUUUAGAAUUCCUUUGAUGAUUUUCCGAUAAGAAAUAAAUAUUAAAAUACCAGAAAAUAACUGACGAACAAUUUCGAAAUGGAUUUUUAUACGAUUUUAAACGUAAAUAUAAAACGAAAUAUUGUGUAAUUAAAGAUUUUUUAAAAUAUAUUUUACAAAAUAAAUAGAUUCUACAAUUUAUUAUUUUUUAUAUUACAAAAAUUAUUUAAAAUAUAGACCUAGUAAAAGUUGAAUAUUAAAAUAAUUUUAGGACUUAUAUCAUAUAAAAUUCAUUUUUUAGUUGGAUUCAAAUCUGCAUUAAUAUGUCCAAAACAGGGUUUUUAAUAAGUAAAUAAAACAUUUUUAUUUAGAAAACAUAAACAUUUAACAUAUUAAAUAAUAAAAAUGUUUUCGAAACAAUGUUAAAUUCGUUGAUCUCAAUGUGGUCGCAAGAUAUAUUCACAAUACUAUCAGAAGUACUGUAUAAGUAAAUUGGAAGAUGUUACAGGGGCUGUUGAUUUAGAAUUGUAUUAUAUAUUGUACUGUAAGGAUUGUUAUGAGCUUUAAUUGCUUAUAACGUACUUUUAAAAAUUUUUUUAUAUUGGUGGUUAGUGAUUUUAAGUAAAAUUUUAUACGGUAUUUUUAAAGUUUGAAUAGUAUAAGUUAUAAAAU